Messenger RNA from Macadamia integrifolia, 3487 nucleotides. Its product is annotated as probable glutamyl endopeptidase, chloroplastic. Gene Ontology annotation, molecular function: serine-type endopeptidase activity. Gene Ontology annotation, biological process: proteolysis. The record is from RefSeq and is a predicted model, not a curated record. The coding region runs from base 62 to 2941 and encodes 959 amino acids. NCBI's taxonomy places the organism in Eukaryota, Viridiplantae, Streptophyta, Magnoliopsida, Proteales, Proteaceae. The transcript is spliced from 15 exons.
UAUAUCUUCAUUAACAAAUGGUUUGAUUGGGUGUGUACGUCUUCCACACUACAAUUAUAUCAUGCUUCUCCGGCAUAAACUCUAUCAUCGUUUCUCGUCCCUUUCCUCCUUCUCUUCUCCUUCUCCUCCUCUUUCCAUUUUCCCCUCUUCUUUUCCAUUUAUCCGUUCUCCUGGGUUUCCAAGAAUUCAUCACAGAAACACAGUAAAAUCCUUGAAGAGCAAUAUGACUACCUCCAGAUUCCUUAAUCUUGUACCUAUCAGAGCUGCUGUUGCUGAAGAUGGCACCGUUGGAUCUAAUGGCUCUGUUUCGUCUUCCACCAUUGCAGAUGAAGAAAAUUCUUCACUGAGUGGUGGAUAUCGUCUUCCUCCUCCGGAAAUUAGAAACAUUGUUGAUUCACCACCUCUUCCUGCGUUGUCAUUUUCUCCGCAGAGGGACAAAAUAUUAUUUCUCAAGCGCAGAGCUUUGCCUCCACUCUCAGACCUAGCAAGGCCUGAGGAAAAGCUUGCUGGAAUUCGCAUUGAUGGAAAAUGCAAUACUAGGAGUAGGAUGUCAUUCUACACUGGUAUUGGGAUUCAUCAAUUAAAGGAUGAUGGAACAUUGGGGCCUGAGAAAGAGGUACAUGGCCUUCCUGAUGGUGCUAAGAUCAAUUUUGUUAGCUGGUCAAACGAUGGUCGGCAUUUAUCUUUUACCAUUCGAGUUGAUGAGGAGAACAGUAGCAGCAAGCUUAGCGUAUGGGUUGCAGAUGUGGAGACAGCAAAAGCAAGGCCUUUGUUUCAAUCACCAGAUAUCUAUGUAAACGCAAUUUUUGAUAAUUUUGUUUGGGUAAGUGACUCCAUGUUAUUGGUCUGCACUAUUCCUUCGUCUCGUGGGGUCCCGCCAUAUAAGCCAUUGGUUCCUUCUGGUCCCAAAAUUCAAUCAAAUGAGCAAAAGAACAUUGUUCAAGUCAGAACAUUCCAGGAUUUGCUGAAGGAUGAAUAUGACGAAGAUUUGUUUGACUACUAUGCCACCUCACAGCUUAUUCUGGCCUCACUGGAUGGGACAAUAAAGGAAAUUGGCCCACCUGCUAUAUAUACAUCAUUGGAUCCUUCCCCAGAUCAAAAAUACCUUUUGAUUAGUUCAAUUCACCGCCCAUACUCAUUUAUUGUACCAUGUGGAAGAUUUCCCAAGAAAGUCGAUGUUUGGACGACUGAUGGGAAGUUUGUCAGAGAACUUUGUGAUCUGCCUCUUGCAGAGGACAUUCCCAUAGCUUUCAAUAGUGUGCGAAGCGGGAUGCGUUCAAUCAACUGGAGAGCAGAUAAGCCAUCAGCACUCUACUGGGCAGAGACACAAGAUGGAGGCGAUGCAAAGAUGGAGGUUUCUCCACGUGAUAUAAUUUAUACACAACCUGCUGAGCCGCAGGAUGAUGUACAGCCUGAGGUUUUGCACAAGCUUGAUCUUCGGUUUAGUGGUAUCUCAUGGUGUGAUGAAUCCUUGGCCCUAAUUUACGAAUCUUGGUACAAGACACGCCGAACAAGAACUUGGGUUAUUUCUCCUGGAUCUAAAGAUGUAAAUCCACGCAUACUAUUUGACAGAUCAUCAGAAGAUGUCUACUCUGAUCCUGGUUCUACAAUGUUGCGAAGAACUCAUGCUGGGACCUAUGUUAUUGCAAAGGUAAAGAAGGAAAAUGAUGAUGGGACUUAUGUUUUACUGAACGGAAGUGGUGCAACACCAGAAGGGAACGUACCAUUUCUUGAUUUGUUUGACAUAAAUACAGGUAACAAAGAACGAAUAUGGGAGAGUGACAAGGAAAAAUAUUAUGAGACAGUUGUUGCUUUGAUGUCAGAUCAAAAUGAGGGUGAUGUGUACAUUAAUAACCUGAAAAUACUGACUUCCAAAGAAUCAAAAACAGAAAACACCCAGUAUUAUAUACAGAGUUGGCCGGAUAAGAAAAUAUGUCAGAUUACUAACUUUCCCCAUCCAUACCCUCAGCUGGCCUCAUUACAGAAGGAGAUGAUCAGAUAUCAGAGGAAGGAUGGUGUCCAACUUACUGCAACCCUAUACCUACCCCCAGGCUAUGAUCCCUCAAAGGAUGGCCCUCUUCCGUGUUUGGUAUGGUCUUACCCUGGAGAGUUUAGGAGCAAAGACGCUGCUGGACAAGUUCGUGGUUCUCCUAAUGAGUUUGCGGGCAUAGGUCCAACAUCGGCCCUACUUUGGCUGGCUAGAAGGUUUGCUAUUCUAUCUGGACCAACAAUACCAAUCAUAGGUGAAGGUGAUGAGGAGGCAAAUGACAGGUAUGUAGAGCAGCUUGUGGCAAGUGCGGAGGCUGCUGUUGAGGAAGUUGUACGUCGAGGGGUGGCUCAUCCAAACAAAAUUGCUGUUGGUGGUCAUUCAUAUGGGGCAUUCAUGACAGCUAACCUCCUAGCACAUGCUCCUCAUCUCUUCUGUUGUGGAGUUGCACGCUCAGGAGCUUACAACAGAACGCUUACCCCUUUUGGUUUCCAGAAUGAGGAUAGAACACUUUGGGAGGCCACUUCCACUUAUGUGGAGAUGAGUCCUUUCAUGUCAGCUAACAAAAUUAAGAAGCCUAUCUUACUUAUCCAUGGAGAGGAAGACAAUAAUUCAGGGACACUAACGAUGCAGUCGGAUCGUUUCUUCAAUGCUUUGAAGGGACACGGUGCACUCUGCCGCUUAGUGGUGCUUCCUUUUGAGAGCCAUAGUUAUUCUGCACGAGAGAGCAUUCUGCAUGUUCUUUGGGAGACUGAUAGGUGGCUGCAGAAUUAUUGUGCUUCAAAUGUUUCUGAUGUGGUUACAGAUAUUGACAAAGGUAAAGAUGAUGGAAACAUGAAAGAUUCUGAAAGCAAAACGACAACUGUUGGUGGAGGAGGAGGUUCUGAACUGGAAGAUACCGAGUGGGAAGGAUUUCUGUCUACGCCAAGGUCAUCAUUGUGGAACAGAUGCUGAAUUUGUUCGUGGGGGACUUCCAUUAUUUCAGAUCCGAAUUUGGGUAAGUUACACGGUUCACGCCAGUGAGUAUCUGCCAAGCCGUUGCUUCUGGGAUGUAUAAUACAUGGUUAUUGUCCUUCAAAUUGCAUUUAAUUCAGCCAGCACUUGCUUGCACCACAUCCUGCAUGUAUAUGGCCCUCACCCUGUAUUUGCGCUGGCUCCUGAUUUUUUUCUCCUGCACCUCAUCCUGGGAAUUAUAUAAUCAGUGACAUCCUCUUUUCUUUACCCAAUGAUGCAAAUGAAUGCAUACACUUGCACCGUAAUUGGAGCAAAUGUACCAGUCUUCAUGAUUAAUUCAUCCAGAUAAGGCUUUUAUAUCAAUAGAACAUGCUGAAGCUUGCUUAAUAAUGGCUUCAGAGAUGGCUGAUUAUGAUUGUAUUGUUAUCGAACCUGCGAACCUAUCAUUUUUUCUGCUGUUAAAUUUGUACAUCUCUUUCUUUAUACUACCUCAUGGUUCCCAGUGACUGGGUUUGACAAGGUAAUAAAUGAAUUUAUGCUGUCAAA